This is a messenger RNA of Brachypodium distachyon (stiff brome), 1060 nucleotides long. RefSeq lists its product as uncharacterized. The record is from RefSeq and is a predicted model, not a curated record. Bases 157 to 834 code for a protein of 225 amino acids. Lineage: Eukaryota; Viridiplantae; Streptophyta; Magnoliopsida; Poales; Poaceae. The transcript has 5 exons.
AAAAAAACCACUCGUACUGUAAAAGGCACGUUAAUUAGGACGGAAGGGGGCCCGCAGCCUCCCGCACCGCCUGGCGCCCGCCCAGCACCAACAUCCGCCCCCAACCGGAAGCGAGCACGAAGCAGUGGCGGUCGCCAAUCCAGAGGCAGCCCCGCCAUGGCACUGGUCGUCGGCGUCUCCGGCGGCGGCGGCGGCGGCGUCCGUCUAACCUUAUCCCGCUGGGUUCAGCAGUUUCUCGGGUUGCGCUCGCGUCGCCAAUCCAGAGGCAGGGGCAGCCCGUCCAAGUCCCGCACCCCCGGCGAAGAGGAUGACACCCUGCCGCUGAUCAAGAGGCCUACGUCCGCCUACUCCUGCACCCCGUCCCUCUUGGCGACUGUUAUUCAUGGGGUGCAAGUCGAUCGUACAAGUGGGGCAAGUAUCACAGCUAAUGGUGCGUUGGUCCCAGUUUCUUCAGUCAGCAAGCAAGGACCACCCGAAUGGAGAAAGUGUUUAAGGGCCUGCUUCUGGCGCAUGUUUUCUUCGCACUGCCUUUACUUGUGCUCUUUUUCCCAAGAUAUGAGAAGGAAAAAUCAAAGACCAAUCUGCUGUUCAGUUUAUUUGACAGAAAUGAAGGGUAUAGUUGGCUUCCUUACUGUGUGGACCAUCAUUUCUGGUGUGGGAUUUGUUGACUACAUGUUUCUGAAGACACUUCCAGAUGAAUUCAUUUUCAAAAUAAUAUUUUUGGUUCAUUUUUUGGUGAUGCUAGUAGUGAUCGUGGUUUUAUGGGCUAAGUUUGUCGAGUGUUCGCAGUGCUGCAGUUCCAAGGAAGAUUUUAGACACGAGGCGCCGGUUUGAUUUGCAUAGUGGCCGCCUUCUGACAACAUGAUUGACUUCAUUCAGCCCGGAUGAUUUUGGAACAUACUAUUGUCAGAUGAAUGAACAUGUAGAUAGCUAGUACUCAUCUGUCAUGGAAGAUGCUGUUACAUGACCAGGUUCAGUAGCUGGCCUGAUUGGCGUUGAUCCGAUGAAGAGAAAGCUUCACCUGAGUGCGCAACCGAAAUUCCAAGGAAGACAGGACGCG